CGCCUCGCGCACCUUGUCCCUCGCGCGACGCCGUCCGCGCAGCCCGCGCUGAGGUUCCGGUUCCGGUUCCUGCGGGAAUCUGCACCUGCACCUGUGAGCGACCAUGGCGUACUCCACGGUGCAGAGAGUGGCCCUGGCCUCGGGGCUCGUGCUGGCUGUGUCGCUGCUGCUGCCCAAGGCCUUCCUGUCUCGCGGAAAGCGGCAGGAGCCGCCGCCAGCGCCCGAAGGAAAGUUGGGCCGAUUUCCACCUAUGAUGCAUCAUCACCAGGCCCCCUCAGAUGGCCAGAUCCCUGGGGCUCGUUUCCAGAGGUCUCACCUUGCAGAGGCGUUUGCAAAGGCCAAAGGAUCAGGUGGAGGCACUGGAGGAGGAGGUAGUGGAAGAAGUCUGAUGGGGCAGAUUAUUCCAAUCUACGGUUUUGGGAUUUUUUUAUAUAUACUGUACAUUCUGUUUAAGCUCUCAAAGGGGAAAACAACUGCAGAGGAUCGGAAAUGCUCUACUGCCACACCUGGAAAUGCCCACAGGAAAAUUACCAAUUUUGAGCUUGCUCAACUGCAAGAAAAACUGAAGGAGACAGAGGAAGCCAUGGAAAAAUUGAUCAACAGAGUAGGACCUAAUGGUGAGAGCAGAGCACAGACUGUGACUUCUGAUCAAGAGAAACGAUUGCUGCAUCAGCUCCGAGAAAUCACCAGGGUCAUGAAAGAAGGAAAAUUCAUUGACAGAACUUCUCCAGAGAAAGAAGCUGAAGAGGCCCCUUACAUGGAGGACUGGGAAGGUUACCCCGAAGAAACUUAUCCAAUUUAUGACCUUUCAGACUGUAUCAAGCAUAGGCAAGAAACCAUCUUGGUGGAUUACCCUGACCCAAGCGAGCCUUCUGCUGAAGAAAUAGCUGAAAGAAUGGGAGUGAUAGAAGAGGAAGAAUCCGACCAUUUGGGUUGGCAAAGUCUGCCCACUGACACCAGAGCCCAGGAAGAUAAUUCUGUUACCUUAUGUGACCCAAAGCCAGAAACAGGUUCCUGCUGUUUUCAUGAAGAAGAGGAUCCCGCUGUCUUGGCAGAGAAUGCUGGAUUUAAUGCAGAUAGCCACGAGCAAGAGGAAACCACCAAAGAAGAGUGGCCCCAAGACUUUAGAGUUGAAGGGUUGGGCCUCAAUGUUGAUCAAGUAUAUACAGGUAGCAUGUUGAGGAAGCGUAACCCCCAGGGUUUAGAGUGAAAACAGCCAGUCUUGUGAAGUAUUCAUUACUCUAGUCCCAAGGUAACCCUUCUCUCCUCAGAUUUCCUCCUUGGCCCUGUACUACUUUGUGUUCAAAUGUCAUAGCUAUCAGGCCAACACCAUGGAUAUGAUGUACCUUUCCUGGUACUCACACACCUGUCACCAUGUAACACAUGGACAAUAGUGUGAACACAUGACAGCUUCGCUCUUUCUCUUUUUGCUUUCCCCCAUCCGAGAAGUUGAUCCAUUUGAAUAAUUAUGUUUGGUCUGUAGCAAUUUCAGGUGGGACCACUCAGGGCAAAGGUCUGACUCUUCCUGCUAGGUGAACAGAUGGUUUACCUGUGAAUGAACUCAGCUUACAGAUGAUGACGACUUAAGGUUGCAAGAGUGAAGAUUUCAGAUGCCAAGAUGCCUUAUUCUUUGGGCCUUGAGCAGGUUAGUGGUCCCUGGUGGGAGAAGUGGACAUUUUAUUUGUGGGGAUGAAGGGCCCAGAGUAGGUGUAAGACUAUGCUGUCUGAACUAAAGCCCUUCCUCCUAGUGAGGGUCUUCCGAGGAGCACUGAUGCUAUCUCUGACAUCCUUUCUCCAGAGUAGUGAAGAUUCCCAUUAACCUGAGAAUGAGUCCAGAGGCCUGUUUGGGGACUAUUUUGCUCUGAUUGCCUAGAUCUCUAGCUUUCUUUAUCCUUGUUCUGGUUAACAGAACUGCCAAACCCAGAAGUACCUUUGCAUCUCUGGUUUUUAGUGGCCAGAGGAAGCUUUAGAUAGAGACUUUAGUCCCUGCCCUGCAGAGCCAAAAUUUGAAGCUGUUGGAACUGCAGACCUUCCCAAGGUUGUCCUGCCAUGAGGAACUCAGAGGGCCAGGGAGCCAGCAAUAGGGGAGAGGACCUAUAUACUUAUGGGAAAUUUGUUUUCACAACCACAUGAAUUGAAACAGAAAUGACAACUGAGCUGGUAUACAGUAGGGACGUUGCAGAAUACAUCUGUUGGAGAGAACCAAUAUAUUAGUGCCCAGGAGAAAA
Messenger RNA from Microcebus murinus (gray mouse lemur), 2228 nucleotides. NCBI's taxonomy places the organism in Eukaryota, Metazoa, Chordata, Mammalia, Primates, Cheirogaleidae. The record is from RefSeq and is a predicted model, not a curated record.